Messenger RNA from Penicillium argentinense, 1416 nucleotides. Its product is annotated as mitochondrial 37S ribosomal protein mS47. Gene Ontology annotation, cellular component: mitochondrion. The record is from RefSeq and is a predicted model, not a curated record. Gene Ontology annotation, molecular function: 3-hydroxyisobutyryl-CoA hydrolase activity. The coding region runs from base 1 to 1416 and encodes 471 amino acids. Lineage: Eukaryota; Fungi; Ascomycota; Eurotiomycetes; Eurotiales; Aspergillaceae. The transcript has 3 exons. Gene Ontology annotation, biological process: L-valine catabolic process.
AUGCCUCUGCGCGCCAAGGUGACCAACCCUGCCUUUCGGGCGACAGCUUCGAUAUCCACAUCCCCUGAUAUCCCCAAGGAACUCCCCGGUGACGAGCCCGACGAUGUUCUGUUCAACUCUAUUUACGGUCUCCGCAGCGUCGAGCUCAACCGUCCCAAGAAGCUUAACUCUCUCAAUGGCUCUAUGGCCCGCAAAAUCUUCCCUCGCCUGAAGGAGUGGGAAAAGUCUCAGAUCGCAAACAUUAUCCUCAUUUCGGGCGCCGGACCCAAGGCGCUCUGCGCAGGAGGCGAUGUCGCCGCUCUUGCGCUUCAGAAUGAGCAGGGACCGGAGGGACAACAAGCGUCGACAGAUUUCUUUGGUCUCGAAUUCCGCCUCGAUCACACGAUUGCUACAUACUCGAAGCCCGUCAUCUCUUUCAUGGACGGAAUCACCAUGGGCGGCGGUGUCGGUCUCAGCAUGCACGCCCCCUUCCGAAUUGCUACCGAGCGUACCGUUUUUGCUAUGCCCGAGACAACCAUUGGCUACUUCCCCGACGUGGGUGGCUCGUUCUUCCUGCCGCGACUGGAUGGUGAAACGGGCACCUACCUGGCCCUGACCUCUGAGCGCCUGAACGGUGUCCAGGCUCUGUAUGCCGGAAUUGCGACACACUACCUGCACUCCAGCGUCCUGAGCAAUGUUACCCAGCGUCUUUCCGAGCUCGUCUUCCCUGACCACGUUGGUCUCCCCGAGCGACUGCACACCGUGAACAAGACCAUGGCCGAAUUCUCUCUCGGUCUUCCCUCUUUGCAGGAGGAGCCCAUCCUUCUGGCCGGCGAGCUCCGCAAGGCCAUUGACCGUUGCUUCCAGUUCAACAGCGUGGAGGAGAUCUUCACCGCGCUAGAGAACGAGACUGAGCAGAAGGAGUGGGCCCAGAAGACCCUGAAGACCCUCUCUAGCCGCUCUCCGACUUCUCUGAAGGUUACUCUGCGCCAGAUGCGUCUGGGCAAGAAAUGGAGUAUCUCCGAGACCUUCCAGCGUGAGUACCAGGUUGCCGCAAACUUCAUGCGCCACCCCGACUUCGUGGAGGGCGUGAAGGCCCGCCUGAUGUCCAAGCCCCCUCGCCAGGCUGAGUGGCAGCCCGCCACUCUGGGAGAGGUGUCGAACGAGGCCGUCGAGGCCUUCUUCUCCAUUCCCGAAGACCAGGCCCGCCUGCACCUAGAGAGUGGAAACGACUACAGGAGUUACCCUCACGAGCAGCUUGCUCUGCCCUCCGAGCGCGAGAUUGAGAAGUUCGUCCGCAACCACGGCACCUCCGUUCCCCAGGUUGUCAACGAGUUCGACCAGCGAUGGAACCAGAAGGAGGGUGUGCGCGAGAAGGUGCUUGAGGUGCUGAGCCGCCGUUCGAAGAGGACUGAGAAGGGCAUUGAGUGGGUGUAA